AUGGCGCGGGCGUGCGCGGCGGCCGCGCUCCGCCUCCUCGUCCCGUCUAGCUGCUGCCCUGCACCUGGAAGGUUCAACAUUCCCAGCUGGACAGGGGAGCGUUGUUCCAGACUGCAAGAUUACUCGGGCCGGACAUUAAUGGCGAGCGAUGGGCACGAAGAGACCCAAACUGGUAUCCUGACGGGCGCCGAGCCCAGGGGCAGCCACCGUCGAGGUGGGCCGGUCCACUUCUGCCGGGCCCUUGGGGCACGCUGCCCCGCGCGCGCGCGGCACGUACUCAGCAUCCGAUCUAUCGGGACCAAGAAAAUGUGUGCGCCCUCUUGCGGUGGCGCGGGGCCUGCAGGGAAAAUCCAGGCGCGGCGCGGUGCACGGACGCCGCUCGCGCAUGCAGAGGCGCAGCAGGGGCGCAGCUGGCGCCCUCCCGCCUUCCCGCCCCCCCCCCCGUCUUUCGCCGAUUCCCCAGGUGCGCCCGCGCGCGCUGGGGAGGAGGAGGAGGAGGAGGAGGAGGAGGAGGCCGACGAGCCAGCACGUUCUGGUCAGCCUGUCGCAGUGCGGCACGGUCUCGCCCCUGGCGCCCAGGCUGGCUGUGCCCCCGCGGGAGAAACAGAGAGAAGGACGGGAAGCGUUGGCCCCAUCUCUCGGGCCGGCCUGGGGACGAUGUUACUAUUAUGUUUCGCUAUUUCUGAAUAUUUUUGA
Prorocentrum cordatum is the source of this 696-nucleotide messenger RNA. The record is from the annotation of a GenBank genome assembly. NCBI's taxonomy places the organism in Eukaryota, Dinophyceae, Prorocentrales, Prorocentraceae.